Vicia faba (fava bean) is the source of this 2712-nucleotide messenger RNA. Lineage: Eukaryota; Viridiplantae; Streptophyta; Magnoliopsida; Fabales; Fabaceae. The record is from the annotation of a GenBank genome assembly.
AUGAAAAUAUUGUACAAAAGCGUCGACAAUGCCUCAUUUCGUGAGCGAAAAAUCAUGAACGUUAUAGAAGAUGAUACUUAUUAUAACAAUAUUUUCGACGACGGCGGCAGCCAAUACAGCCUCACCGGUUUUGCCCUUCCUCCUCUCGGCGGACUUGGCCCCCUAAAACCUAAACUCCGCCGCUUCAUUAUCUCCCCUAAUAACUAUUAUUACAGACGGUGGCAAUCGUUUUUGGCGGCGUUGGUUUUUUACUCUGCAUGGGUUUCACCGUUCGAAUUAGGGUUCUUGAGUGAACCUUCGAUGUUUCUUUCUAUAGCUGAUAAUGUUGUGAAUGGUUUAUUUUUCGUUGAUAUUGGAUUAACCUUCUUUGUUGCUUACCAUGACAAGUCUACCUAUUUGUUUGAGGAUAGAUUCGGGCGAAUUGCGUGUAGAUAUCUCAGAUCAUGGUUCCUAUUGGAUGUAGUUUCUUCCAUUCCUUAUGAGGCUGUUCGCGAAAUCAUUCAUCAAAAUGUCAAAACUUAUGGCUACUUCAGUUUGCUUCGCCUCUGGCGUCUCCGUAGAGUCGGUUCCAUGUUUGCAAGAUUAGAGAAAGACAGACAUUAUAACUACUUCUGGCUGCGGUGUGCAAAGCUUGCAUGUGUUACUUUAUUUGUAACACAUUUUGCUGCCUGCUUUUACUUCUUGAUUGCGGAUACUUAUGUUAAAGACCGAAGCACAACAUGGCUUGCGCUUAUUCCUGAUGUGGAUAACCAGAGUACCAUGGCUCUAUACAUAAUAUCAUUAUACUGGUCCAUAUUCACACUUUCAUCGGUUGGUUAUGGUGAUGUGCAUCCUGUAAAUAAAUGGGAGAUGUUAUAUUGCUUUGUGUAUUGCCUCGUUAAUGUUGGAUUUGGCUCAUACCUCAUUGGAAACAUGACAAAUUUAGUUGUUCACUCCACAAGAAGAACUAUGAAAUAUAGGGACACAGUGCAAGCUGCCACAAAAUUUGCCCACCGGAAUAGAGUACCUGUCCGCUUGGAAGAACAGAUGCUUUCUCAUUUGCUUAUGAAGUACAAAACUGAUUUAGAAGGGGUACAGCAACAAGAGAUUAUUGAUUCCCUUCCAAAAGCUAUUCGAUCUAGUAUCUCGUAUUGCUUAUUCUAUAAACUGAUGGACGGAGUAUACUUGUUUGAUGGAGUGUCAAAAGACCUAAUUUUUCAAUUGGUCACGGAGAUGAAGGCGGAGUAUAUUCCUCCAAAGCAAGACGUGAUUAUGGAAAAUGAAGCACCAGCAGACUUUUAUCUCUUUGUCACCGGUGGUGCAGAACUUAUCAAACUUGAGAAUGGAGUAGAAAAUGUUGUUGGCGAGGUAAAUGCAGGAGAGUUAGUUGGCGAAAUAGGAGUUCUAUGUUACAGGCCGCAUCCAUAUACUGCCCGGGCUAAACGAUUGAGCCAAGUUUUGCGCUUAAGUCGUACUGUGUUUCUAAAUCUUAUUAAUUCAAGUGUUGGAGAUGGGACAGUAAUCAUGAACAACUUUCUCAAUCAUUUGCAAGCUUCCACCAUUCCCGGGAUGGAUGUUAUUUUCGUAGAAACACAGGCCAUGUUGGCACGUGGUAAAACGGAUCUGCCUAUUGGCACAUACUUUGCAGCAAUCAGAAAUGACAAUAAAAUGUUAGAGUUGUUGCUGAGGAAUGGCUCUGAUCUAACUGAAGCAGACAGGAAUGGAAGGACAGCGAUGCAUGUGGCAACUUCUAGUGGAAAUGAGCAUGGUGUAACUUUGCUUCUAAAGUUUGGUGCUGAUCCAAAUAUCAAAGAUUUGGAUGGAAAUAUCCCACUAUGGGAAGCGAUGAUUGGUGGACAUAAAUCUGUCGAGAAAAUUCUCAUAAAAUAUGGUGCAAGCUUAUUUUGUGCCGAAGCAGGGUAUUUAGCAUACUCUGCAGCUGAGAGAAAUAGCAUUGAAUUGCUUAAGGAACUCAUAGAACUUGGCGUGGAUGUGUCAAAACCCAACAAGCAUGGAGGAAGCACUGCCCUACACGCAGCAGUAAGUGAAGGCAAUACCGAGAUGGUGAGGCUACUUUUAGACCAAGGAGCUGACGUUGACAAAAAAGAUGGCGUUGGCUGGACUCCACGGGGUUUGGCAGAUCAUCAAGGCCACGAAGAAAUUAUAUUGAUAUUCCAAAAUAUUAAAGAGAAAAAAGAAGAAGUAUCUGAUGUUCCAAUACCAGAAAAUGGUACGCCUAAUGUGCCUUACAGGGGAAAGUUUCAAAGUCAACCUGUUAUGCCUGCUGUUCUUGGAUCCAAAAAAAGCAGCUUGCUACCUCGACCUACUCCUGUUCUUGGAUCCCAAGAAAGCUUGCUAUUGUCAUCUACUCAUGACGAGUUGCCAUGGCUAGAUAGUCAUCGAAGGCAAAGGGCGAACACCUUUCGUAAUUCAAUUUUCGGGAUGAUCGCUGCUGCCAAUCGUAGUAAGAAAGGUUUUAAGGUAUCUGAAAGCAUCAUCGCUAAUACCGAGAACGUGCAUGGAUUAGUAGCUAGAGUGACACUUAGUUGUCCUGAAAUAGGUGAACAUGGUGGAAAGCUUUCUUUUCUGCCCAAGUCCCUUAAAGAACUGCUAGACAUUGGUGCCAAAAAGUUUAACAUCUCACCCACCAAAAUUUUGAAUAAAGAAGGAGCUUUAAUUGACGAUAUAGAUCUUAUAAAAGAUGGUGAUCACCUUAUUAUUGCUAGUGACUGA